Messenger RNA from Manis javanica (Malayan pangolin), 4701 nucleotides. It is a transcript of the gene ADGRG2, whose product is annotated as adhesion G protein-coupled receptor G2. Lineage: Eukaryota; Metazoa; Chordata; Mammalia; Pholidota; Manidae. Gene Ontology annotation, cellular component: plasma membrane. The record is from RefSeq and is a predicted model, not a curated record. Gene Ontology annotation, biological process: adenylate cyclase-activating G protein-coupled receptor signaling pathway; cell surface receptor signaling pathway. Gene Ontology annotation, molecular function: G protein-coupled receptor activity.
UUUUUUUCAUUUUCAGAUUUGUGCAGUUUCUCCAUCUUUUCUUCUGAACUUUCUGUCAGAAUGUUUUUCUCUGGUGGACAGUGUGGCCAUGUUGGCAGACAUGAAGAACUUUUACUGACAUUCAAGGUAUUCCUUGUCAUCAUUUGUCUUCAUGUCAUUCUAGUUACAUCCCUGGAAGAGAAUGCUGAUAAUUCCAGUUUGUUAUCACCAUCUGCUGAAUCACCUCUUAUUCGUUUUGUCCCCUACUUCACUGAGGUUGAAACAACAAGCCUAAAUGAUGCUACUUCAAACGUAUUAUCUACUUUAAACAAAACAGAAAAAACUAAAAUCACUGUAGUAAAAACCUUCAAUGCAUCAGGAGUCAAACCCCAGAGAAAUUCCUGCAAUUUGUCAUCUGUUUGCAAUGACUCAGCAUUUUUUAGAGGGGAGAUAAUGUUUGAAUAUGAUGAAGAAAACAAUAUUACCCAGAAUCAAAAUAUGGCUAAUGGCACCUUAACUGGAGUCCUGUCUUUAAGUGAAUUGAAACGGUCAGAGCUCAACAAAACCCUGCAGACCCUAAGUGAGACAUAUUUUAUAGUGUGUUCCACAGUAGAAGCCCAAAGCACAUUAAAUUGUACAUUCACAAUAAAAAUGAAUAAGACAAUGAACAUAUGUGCUGUAAUGGUCACUUUGAAAAGAGUAAAGAUUCGGCCAAUGGAGCAGUGCUGCUGUGCUGUCAGGAUAGCUUGCCCUUCCUCCCUGGAAGAGUUAGAAAAACUGCAGUGUGAACUGCAGGAUCCCGUUGUGUGCCUUGCUGGCCAUCCACAUAGCCCACCCUUCUCUUCUUCCAGCAAUUCCAUUCCAAUUGCUCCUCGGGCCACUACUUUGCCCCAGGUCUCCAGUGCCUUCUCUUUUGCUGAGACUCUAGUUCAUCCACCUGUAAUCCAGAACCCUCCCUCUCCAAUAGGGGUGAUUCAUCUUCUUUCUCCUCAGCCUUCAGCUCCUACAGCUUCCAGCCCUUCCAUUGACAUGCCCCCCCAAUCUGAAAGUGUCUCUUCCCCUAUACCCCAAACUGAUCUUUCCCUCACCCUGCCACCUGUGAAAUCCUCACUUCCCUCCCCUACCACGUCUGCCCCUGUGAAUGUCAUCAUGACCGGCACACCUCCUGACAAGACAGAAAUUGUUCACACCAGCAGCAUCAGUGUUUCUGAUCUUGAGAACCAAGUGUCCCAGAUGGAGCAGGCUCUGUCCUUAGGAAGCUUGGAGCCUAACCUCGCAGGAGAAAUGAUAAACCAAGUCAGCCAACUCCUUUGCUCCCCUCCCACCCUGCUGGUUCCUCUAGCCCAAAGAUUGCUAAAAGUAGUCAAUGACAUUGGCUUACAGCUGAAUUUUUCAACCAAGGCCAUAAAUCUAACAUCCCCUUCUUUGGCUCUGGCUGUGAUCAGAGUAAAUGCCAGUAAUUUCGACACAACUACCUUUGCUGCCCAAGACCCUGCCAAUCUUCAGGUUUCUUUAGAAACUUGGGCUCCUGAGAAUAGUAUCGGCAUUAUUACUCUGCCUUCAUCACUGAUGAGUAAUUUAUCAGCUAAUCAUAUGGGGCUAGCUUCCAGGAUCCAGUUCAACUUUUUUGAAAUACCUACUCUGUUUCAGGACCCUGCUCUGGAGAACUUCGCUCUGAUCAGCUACGUCAUAUCAUCCAGUGUUGCAAACCUGACUAUCAAGAACUUGACAAGAAACGUGACGGUUACACUAAAGCACAUCGACCCAAACCAGGGUAACUUAACAGUGAGAUGUGUAUUUUGGGACUUGGGCAGAAAUGGUGGCCGAGGGGGUUGGUCAUCCGAUGGUUGCUCCGUCAAAGACAGGAGGCUGAAUGAAACCGUCUGUACCUGCAGCCACCUUACAAGCUUCGGCAUCUUACUGGACCUAUCUCAAACAUCCUUGCCACCUGCUCAGAUGAUGGCUCUGACAUUCAUUACAUAUAUUGGUUGUGGGCUUUCAUCAAUUUUUCUGUCAGUUACUCUUGUAACCUACAUAGCCUUUGAAAAGAUCCGGAGGGAUUACCCUUCCAAAAUUCUCAUCCAGUUGUGCGCAGCUCUGCUCCUGCUGAACCUGGUGUUCCUCUUGGACUCAUGGACUGCUCUUUAUGACAUGCGAAGCCUCUGCAUCUCAGUGGCUGUAUUUCUGCAUUAUUUUCUCUUAGUCUCAUUCACAUGGAUGGGCCUGGAAGCAUUCCAUAUGUACCUGGCCCUUGUCAAAGUGUUUAACACUUAUAUCCGAAAAUAUAUCCUUAAAUUCUGCAUUGUUGGUUGGGGGCUACCAGCUGUGGUUGUGACCAUUGUCCUGAUUAUGUGCUCAGAUAACUAUGGGCGUGGAUCCUAUGGGAAAUUCCCCAAUGGCUCACCUGAUGACUUUUGCUGGAUCAACAACAAUGCGGUAUUCUAUAUUACGGUUGUGGGAUAUUUCUGUGUGAUAUUUUUGCUGAACAUCAGCAUGUUCAUUGUGGUCCUGGUUCAGCUCUAUCGAAUUAAAAAGAAGAAACAACUGGGAGCCCAGAGAAAAACCAGUAUUCAAGACCUCCGCAGCGUUGCCGGCCUUACAUUUUUACUGGGAAUUACUUGGGGCUUUGCCUUGUUUGCCUGGGGACCAGUUAAUGUCACCUUCAUGUAUCUCUUUGCCAUUUUUAACACUUUACAAGGAUUUUUCAUAUUCAUCUUUUACUGUGUAGCGAAAGAAAAUGUCAGAAAACAGUGGAAGCGGUAUCUUUGUUGUGGAAAGUUACGGCUGGCUGAAAAUUCAGACUGGAGUAAAACUGCUACUAAUGGUUUAAAGAAGCAGACUGUAAACCAAGGAGUGUCCAGCUCUUCAAAUUCCUUACAGUCAAACAGUAACUCCACCCACUCCACCACGCUGCUAGUGAAUAAUGAUUGCUCAGGACUUGCGAGCGGGAAUGGGAAUGCUACUAUGGAGAAGAACGGUGUUUCUUUCAGUGUUCAGAACGGAGACGUGUGCCUUCAUGAUUUCACUGGAAAACAGCUCGUGUUUAAUGAGAAAGAAGAUUCCUGUAAUGGUAAAAGCCGUAUCGCUCUCAGAAGGACUUCAAAGCGGGGAAGCUUACACUUUAUUGAGCAAAUGUGAUUCCUUUUCUAAAAUCAAAGCAUGAUGCUUGACAGUGUGAAAAUGUCCUACUUUACCUUUUACACAAUGUGAGAUACAUGAAAAUCAACUAACUUUAUACUCAGCAACCUCUGGAGGAGCGUAAGUUAAUUGAGGGCAAUGGUUAUUGGAAGAAGAAACCAAGAGAUUAUACCAUGGUUUUUAGACAUUUACAAUUUGGUUUUUUAUCCUUUGUUUUAAAAGAAGACUGGAUUUAAACACUAAGAAUAAGACUCAUUUAAAAAAAAAUCAAAGUUGCUCAUCUCUAGCCACAUUUGAAAGGGGCUAAGUUGUAUUUUAAUAACAUCAUCUUGUAUUUUAAUAACAACACCCCUAAAGCAACAGUUGACUUCAGCCUGUUGAUGAGUUUAGUUGUGCAUGCCUUUAUUGUAAAUAAGCUGAAUUUAGUGACCCACACGUCAAAAAUCACUUAUACAUUUUUUUGUAUUUAUUUUCUACUGUGUAAAUUUUUCUGUGGAAUCAUGGUUGUGUCGUUGUGUCUAAUGUGAUAAUUCAGAAAAUCCUUGCAGGUUCAGUGAAUUCUAAAGCUCCUUUUGAAGAUUAUAUGGGAUGUGAAAUACAGAAACUUCACUGAAAUCAAGAAAUAAUGAUGCCAGCCAGGCUGGAAAAAUAUAAGCAGACGGUGCCACAGUUAGCUCAUACAGUGCCUCUGAGUGAGUUAGAAAAAGGUGCCCCCACUGGGCCGACCCAGGCCCAUGGGCUCAUGGUUUGGCAAAUAGAGUGGAGGCCAUAUUUAGCUCCACUCACUCUCUUGGGUGCACCCUUGUACAACCUGUACGACCUGUACAACACAGCAUCCACUGCUAAUACCUAUCUCUUGUCCUCAUCCCCAAUCAUCAGAUUAUGGAAUCUGCACCAAGAUGUUUAGCUUAUUUAAUACCUUAGCCACAGGGAAGGAUGGAACUGCAAUCUAGACUGUAUGUCAGGAAAAUUGUGACUGUGGAAGAGAUACAUACACUGCCACUUCUCAAAUCCCUACAGCCUUUCAGAAAGGAGAAUAGAGUAGGACUACUUUUUUAAAACAGAUGUAUAUAAAGGAAAAAAUCGUAUUGCUGUCUUUAAAAGGCAGCUGCAUGGUACUCUGUUGAUUGUUACGACUGGUACACUCUCGCCUAGGCAGAGCUAUAAUUAUUUUUUAAAAGGUGUCAAGUCUUGAAGAGUAUAUAGUGACAAGGGGGAGCAGCUAUUGGGAACAGUGAAAUAUCCUGCAAUGCUGUUGUUUCCAUAUGUGUCAAAGCCUGAUUGCUCCUAGUUAUAGAGGGUCUGUCUUGCCUCUCACCUACAGCUGCUUAAGCGGCAUCUCUUAUAUGUCCUCAUUAGGAGCAUUUCAGAACCCUUCAGUUAGGUCUUUCACUGAGGUUGGUUCCCUUGCAUAUAUUUCAAGUGAAUGUUGUAUGCCAGACUAACCAUAGUAAUACUGUAAUCCACUUCUGUGCAUGCUGAUUUGCCUUUGUAAUACCUCUGCUCUGAUUUAUUUAAAUGUCUUGUGUUUAUAUGUUAAAAUUGACAAAAAUGUUACAAUCACCAAAAUAAAUUUGCAGUUAA